CUAUUCCAAAGACCCAAUGCCCUUGCUGUCCAGCAGUUGACAGCUGCUCAACAGCAGCAGUAUGCACUUGCAGCAGCCCACCAGCCUCACAUCGGUUUAGCUCCCGCUGCGUUUGUCCCCAACCCAUACAUCAUCAGCGCUGCUCCCCCGGGGACGGACCCCUACACAGCUGGAUUGGCUGCAGCAGCGACACUCGGCCCAGCUGUGGUCCCUCACCAAUAUUAUGGAGUCACUCCAUGGGGCGUCUACCCUGCCAGUCUUUUCCAGCAGCAAGCUGCUGCAGCUGCAGCAGCAACAAAUUCUGCUACUCAACAGAGCGCUCCACAGGCCCAGCAAGGACAGCAACAGGUUCUUCGUGGAGGGGCUAGCCAGCGUCCUUUAACCCCAAAUCAGAACCAGCAGGGACAGCAAACAGAUCCCCUUGUAGCAGCUGCAGCAGUGAAUUCUGCUCUUGCCUUUGGACAAGGUCUGGCUGCAGGUAUGCCAGGUUAUCCAGUCUUGGCUCCUGCUGCUUACUAUGACCAAACUGGUGCCCUCGUGGUGAAUGCAGGGGCGAGAAAUGGCCUUGGAGCUCCUGUUAGGCUUGUUGCUCCGGCUCCCGUCAUCAUUAGCUCCUCAGCUGCACAAGCAGCUGUUGCAGCAGCUGCAGCUUCUGCAAAUGGAGCAGCCGGUGGUCUUGCUGGAACCACAAACGGACCAUUUCGACCUUUAGGCACCCAGCAGCCCCAGCCCCAGCCUCAGCAGCCUAGCAACAACCUGGCUUCCAGCUCCUUCUAUGGCAACAACUCUAUGAGCAGCAACUCCCAGAGCAGCUCCCUCUUCUCUCAGGGCUCUGCCCAGCCUGCCAACACGUCCUUGGGAUUCGGAAGCAGCAGUUCUCUUGGUGCCACCCUGGGAUCGGCCCUUGGAGGGUUUGGAACAGCAGUUGCAAACUCCAACACUGGCAGUGGCUCCCGCCGUGACUCCCUGACUGGCAGCAGUGACCUUUAUAAGAGGACAUCGAGCAGCUUGACCCCCAUUGGACACAGUUUUUAUAACGGCCUUAGCUUUUCCUCUUCUCCUGGACCCGUGGGCAUGCCUCUCCCUAGUCAGGGACCAGGACAUUCACAGACACCACCUCCUUCCCUCUCUUCACAUGGAUCCUCUUCAAGCUUAAACCUGGGAGGACUCACAAAUGGCAGUGGAAGAUACAUCUCUGCUGCUCCUGGUGCCGAAGCCAAGUACCGCAGUGCAAGCAGUGCCUCCAGCCUCUUCAGCCCCAGCAGCACUCUGUUUUCUUCCUCUCGGCUGAGAUAUGGGAUGUCUGAUGUCAUGCCCUCUGGCAGGAGCAGACUUUUGGAAGAUUUUCGAAAUAAUCGGUACCCUAAUUUACAACUACGGGAGAUUGCUGGCCAUAUAAUGGAAUUUUCCCAAGACCAGCAUGGGUCUAGAUUCAUUCAGCUGAAACUAGAGCGUGCCACAGCAGCUGAGCGCCAGCUUGUCUUCAAUGAAAUCCUCCAGGCUGCGUACCAACUUAUGGUGGAUGUGUUUGGAAAUUACGUCAUUCAGAAGUUCUUUGAAUUUGGCAGUCAUGAACAGAAGCUAGCUUUGGCUGAGCGCAUUCGAGGCCACGUCUUAUCAUUGGCGCUGCAGAUGUAUGGCUGCCGAGUUAUCCAGAAAGCCUUGGAGUUUAUUCCCUCAGACCAGCAGAAUGAGAUGGUACGGGAGCUAGAUGGCCAUGUCCUGAAGUGUGUGAAAGACCAGAAUGGCAACCAUGUGGUUCAGAAGUGCAUUGAAUGUGUACAGCCCCAGUCUUUACAGUUUAUCAUUGAUGCAUUCAAAGGGCAGGUAUUUGCUUUGUCUACUCACCCUUAUGGCUGCAGGGUGAUUCAGAGGAUCCUAGAGCACUGUCUCCCUGACCAGACUCUCCCUAUCCUUGAGGAGCUUCACCAGCACACGGAACAGCUUGUGCAGGAUCAGUAUGGAAAUUAUGUAAUCCAACAUGUACUGGAGCAUGGUCGUCCUGAGGAUAAAAGCAAAAUUGUAGCAGAGAUCCGAGGCAAUGUACUUGUAUUGAGUCAGCACAAAUUUGCAAGCAAUGUUGUGGAGAAGUGUGUUACUCAUGCCUCACGUACAGAGCGUGCUGUACUCAUCGAUGAGGUGUGCACCAUGAAUGACGGUCCCCACAGUGCCUUAUACACCAUGAUGAAGGAUCAGUAUGCCAACUAUGUGGUCCAGAAGAUGAUCGAUGUGGCCGAGCCAGGUCAGCGGAAGAUUGUCAUGCACCACAAG
Microtus oregoni (creeping vole) is the source of this 2271-nucleotide messenger RNA. RefSeq names its product pumilio homolog 1-like. The annotation marks the transcript as partial. The transcript is spliced from 14 exons. NCBI's taxonomy places the organism in Eukaryota, Metazoa, Chordata, Mammalia, Rodentia, Cricetidae. The record is from RefSeq and is a predicted model, not a curated record. Gene Ontology annotation, biological process: miRNA processing; regulation of mRNA stability. Gene Ontology annotation, molecular function: mRNA 3'-UTR binding. Gene Ontology annotation, cellular component: cytosol; cytoplasm.